Molecule: messenger RNA, 1380 nt
Organism: Arabis nemorensis
Lineage: Eukaryota; Viridiplantae; Streptophyta; Magnoliopsida; Brassicales; Brassicaceae
Source: the annotation of a GenBank genome assembly
AUGAUUCUUGAUUUGGGUUUCUUCGCUUGUUUCUUCCCAUCUCGAGCCAGAGCUUCGAGCUCUCGUGAGCACAACAACAAAGCUUGGCUUUUGGCGGAGACAGGACCGAAGCUUAUGGACUCAGACCCAUAUUCGGUACACUCGUCAUUUAGGUUUAGUCUUUGCUCGCAGGUGGAGCUGGAGAAGAUGAACAGAGAAGAACCGUUGUCUGAAGGAUCAGCGACGGUUCUUCUGGUUAAGGAGACAGAGAAUUCGACGGUGGAGAUGCAUUGGUCGACGGCUCUUUCGCUGGAGAAGAGUAUUUCUCCGGUUACAAAUACUUUGGUCCGAUUUAGUUACAGCGAAAUCGUCACCGCCACUCGCAAUUUCUCAAAAAGGAGAGUGUUGGGAAGAGGAGCUUGCAGCUAUGUGUUCAGAGGCAGAAUAGGGAUUUGGCGUAAAGCUGUGGCAAUCAAAAGACUUGAUAAAGAAGAUAAAGAAACUCCAAAGUCGUUUUGCAGAGAGUUGAUGAUUGCAAGCUCUCUUCACAGCCCUAACAUUGUGCCUCUUCUAGGGUUCUGUAUGCAUCCCGAACAAGGGCUUUUCUUGGUGUAUAAGUAUGUCUCCGGUGGUAGCCUCGAACACUAUCUACACGAUAAGAAGAAGAAAAUGGGUAAGAAGACCCCCUUGUGUAUGCCUUGGUCAACAAGGUACAAGAUCGCCUUAGGCAUUGCAGAGGCCAUAGCUUAUUUACAUAAUGGCACCGAGCAAUGCGUUGUCCAUAGAGACAUCAAACCCUCCAACAUUCUUCUUUCAUCAAACAAAAAGCCAAAGUUGUGUGAUUUUGGGUUAGCAACUUGGACAGCUGCACCUUCGGUUCCUUUCCUCUGUAAGACCGUGAAAGGAACUUUCGGUUAUCUGGCUCCUGAGUAUUUUCAACAAGGCAAGAUAUCUGACAAGACCGAUGUUUACGCGUUUGGAGUCGUGUUGCUUGAGCUAAUAACAGGUCGGAAGCCAAUUGAAGCAAGAAGACCAUCUGGUGAAGAAAAUUUGGUAGUUUGGGCGAAACCGUUGUUGGAUAGAGGAAUGGAAGCUAUAGAGGAGCUGCUUGAUCCAAGGCUGACAUGUACCAGAAAAAACUCGGCUUUGAUGGAUCGUAUGAUCCGAGCUGCAGCAGCCUGUGUGAUCGAUGAAGAGUCCCGUAGACCCGGGAUGAAGGAGAUUCUUUCGAUCCUGACAGGCGAUGAAGGGAAAAUAGAGCUAAGGAUGCUUUCAAGCCGGAGAAAAUCAAAUCUUUCCGGUAUAAUCGACUGUUAUCCGCGGACAAAAUCUGAGAUGAAAAGUCAUCUUGCGCUUGCGAUGCUCGGAGUAACGGAGAUUGAAGAAUACGAUUGUUUUUAA